Rotaria socialis is the source of this 1833-nucleotide messenger RNA. The record is from the annotation of a GenBank genome assembly. Lineage: Eukaryota; Metazoa; Rotifera; Eurotatoria; Philodinida; Philodinidae.
AUGACUGAGAAUAACAAUGAACAAAUGGAUGUCGGAACUGGUACAACUGACAACAAUAUGGUUGAUGAUGUUGUUGCUGAUGCACCUACAGCUAGUCCGAGUUCUGUUGAACCUGUAGCUGAAAGUUUAACUUCAAAAUUAAAAUUAGCAAUAAAAACGCCUAAAGAGAAAAAAGAUAUAUCAAUUGAUGGUUCAUCCUCUGUUAAACAACUGAAAAAUCUUGUGGCUAGUGAAUUUAAUACAUCCAUUGAGCAAGUGUGUCUGAUUUAUUCAGGUAAAAUUCUCAAAGAUGAUGAGGAUCUGAAAAAACAUGAUAUCAAAGAUGGUGUUACUCUUCAUUUGGUUAUCCGCGCACCUAAAAACGAUCCAAUGUCAACAAAUACAUCUGAAAAUCCAGCAGCAGUACCUAGUGAUACACAAGCUUCUGCUAAUAAUCCGAAUGCAGCACAAGCAAAUCCAAGUGGUUUUCCAUUCGGCCUUGGCUUAACAGCUGGAAUGGGAAAUUUAAAUUUUGCUAAUACAAAUUUUCUUGAUAUGCAACAACAACUCCAACAACAAAUAAUGAGUAAUCCAGCCCAACUUCGCCAAUUAAUGGAAAGUCCAAUGGUUCAAAGUAUAACUAGUAAUCCAGAUUUAUUAAGAUCAUUAUUGCUUAGCAAUCCACAAAUGCGUGAUCUAAUGGAGCGUAAUCCUGAAAUAUCACAUUUACUUAAUAAUCCUGAUUUACUUCGACAAACAAUGGAAUACGCUCGAAACCCAACAGCCUUACAAGAGCUUAUGCGUAAUCAUGAUCGCGCUUUAAGCAAUCUUGAAAGUAUUCCAGGCGGUUUCAAUGCUUUACAACGUAUCUAUCAUGAUGUACAAGAACCCAUGUAUUCAGCAGCACAAGAACAAUUUGGUAAUAAUCCAUUUACACAAUUAUUUGCUGGCAAUGAUGAAAACGCAUCUGCAUCACGUACAGAAAAUACGGACCCGUUACCAAAUCCUUGGGCACCUCGGGGCACUGGUACACCAUCAGCUACUGCACCUAAUCGUCAACAGCAAUCAACUGGUGUACCAAAUAAUCAACAACAACAAACACCAUCCGCAAUUCCAACUGGUGCUGCCGGCAGUUCACCUGGCUUAAUUUCCCCAAUGAUGCAAAAUUAUAUGUCACAAUUAGUUCAAAAUCCUCGUUUACUCGAAAGUGUUCUUAAUGCACCAUAUAUGCAACCAUUAAUGGAUUCUCUUGCUGCCAAUCCAGAUAUAUCAAGACAAAUGGUUGCUAAUAAUCCAAUGUUUGCUAAUAAUCCAGAAUUACGUGAACAAAUGAUCAACGCUUUACCAGCUAUGAUGGAACAAAUGAGAAAUCCUGAAGUACAAUCAUUAAUGCAGAAUCGUGAAGCACUUGAAGCUAUUACACAAGUUCAAGAAGGACUCCAACGUUUACAUACAGCGGCACCUAAUCUUUUCCAAGCUGGUGGUUUACCUGCUGGUCUUCGUUUUGGCGCAACUGGUUUAGCUUCACCAAUUGUUACUGGCAGUUCAGCAAAUGCUACUUCUACUACGUCUACACCUUCAACAGCAGCAACUAAUCAAGCUCCUUCAGCAGCGCGACCAGCUGGUACGACAUCAUCAUCAACUGAUUCAAGCAACUAUGCAGGUGUAUUUGCUCAAAUGUUGAAUAUGAUGUCAAAUCAAAACAUUAAUACACCACCGGAUCAACGUUAUGCUGUUCAAUUAGAACAACUUGUUUCAAUGGGAUUUACUAAUCGUGAAGCGAAUUUACAAGCACUUACAGCAACAAUGGGUGAUGUAAAUGCUGCAGUUGAACGACUUCUAGCCCAAAUCUAA